ACCUACAUGGCUUUGGCAGGUGAACCUGUCCGAGUGAAAUGUGCGCUUUUCUACAGUUAUAUCCGCACCAACUACAGCAUGGCCCAGAGUACUGGGCUCCGGCUCAUGUGGUACAGAAACAAAGGGGAUUUGGAAGAGCCCAUCAUCUUUUCAGAGGUCAGGAUGAGCAAAGAGGAAGAUGCCAUAUGGUUUCACUCAGCGGAGGCACAAGACAGUGGAUUCUACACUUGUGUUCUAAGAAACUCCACAUACUGCAUGAAGGUGUCAAUGUCCUUGACUGUUGCAGAGAAUGAAUCUGGCCUGUGCUACAAUAGCAGGAUCCGCUACUUAGAGAAAUCUGAAGUUACUAAACGAAAGGAGAUCUCCUGCCCAGACAUGGAUGACUUUAAGAAGUCUGAUCAAGAACCUGAUGUUGUAUGGUACAAGGAAAGAUAUUAUUACAAAUAACAUUUAUUCCCUCAAGGAGACUAUCAAAAUUUAAUGGGACCUUUCAUGCUAUCAUUAAAAUCCUUCAUAUCUA
Messenger RNA from Rattus rattus (black rat), 520 nucleotides. RefSeq names its product X-linked interleukin-1 receptor accessory protein-like 2. The transcript is spliced from 3 exons. The record is from RefSeq and is a predicted model, not a curated record. The coding region runs from base 7 to 447 and encodes 146 amino acids. NCBI's taxonomy places the organism in Eukaryota, Metazoa, Chordata, Mammalia, Rodentia, Muridae.